UAUACUGUUCGAUCAGACACGCGACUUAAAGACUCACUCGCGAGCUGGUGCUUCGUAAAGAAAUGAACGUUAUUUUCUUGUUUUUUUUUAUCACUGCAUUAUAAUGUCAAUAUAUAGUAUAUCUAUAUAUUCCCUAUUAUAGUAAUAAAAUAGUAUUUUAUAAAAUCACCGCCAGAGCUCUCCGAUGACUCAAAACGUAUAUAUAUAAUUACAUAACAAUUUAAUUUAGUCACGUGUGUUAUAUAUAGUCUGAGAGAGGAGACAAUUUUUGUUCGUCAGUGUGUAGAUGUACUUGGAGCAAUAAAGAAGGUCUUUCUCUCUUUCGCGUUUCUAAAAAAGAAGAGUUUCCUUGUUAUAAAAAAAUUUCAUCAUUCACACGAAGAGAAUGUUGAGUAAUUCUUUUUAUCAUCAACACGUGGUUGACUCAUCGUGCUUUUUUCGGAUGCUUGAUCAUCAUCAUCAUUAUAGACGAUUUCUGAAAUUUCGUAAAAAUCCCGCGGCGAUCAAUUCUAAAGUUGUGUUAAGUGUUGAAUUGGGCGCGAGUGCCUUCUCUGUUUCACGAGUUCAAUGUGUCUAGGGAGUACGCCAUCUAGAAAAUUUGCAACUUCAGGUUCUACAUUAUAGUGUGUGCGGGUUUCUCGACAAGGCAGGCAGGCAGCGUGAAACGAGCGGCACAUACAGCAUCGACGACGCAGGUUUCAAGUUUCAGAGCAAGAGAGAGAGAGAGAGAGAGAGAAAGAGACUGACGACUACUAUGAGUUGUUCCAGUGGCUUUUAGUGUGUGAACAUCAUUUGUAUUGACGCGUCGCGAAUUUAGUUUUGUUUCCUUUAAUUUUCUUUCUUUCUUUGGUUUAAUUGGUGCAGUGUCUUUAUGAAAAGAAACUUUGAAUUCAAUAUAUUUUCUGUGAUUAUUGAGACUGCGAAACUAUAUAUUUCAGUGACAAAAAAGUGAUUGUGAAAAGAAAAAAUUUUUUAAAGAAAAGAAAAAUGAACGUCGUCGAGCCCGAAAACGUAUUUGGUCUGAGACCUCCCGUCCUCAUGGUGAUUCUUGGAUCCCUUGUGCUUGGCGGACUCUUUUUCGCAAUUGGCCACAUCGUCAUUAAACUGGGUCGUCGAAACAAGAAAGAAGAUGCCACCAAAAACAGUGCCAAUAAAGAUAUUCAAAAAUCAACCGAAGAACAAGAUUCGACAAUUUCUGAGUCUGGCCCAGGUACAAAUAAUACAAUGACAAAUAGUAAACGUGCCAGAAAGAAGAGACGUGAAGCUCAACAGGAAUUUAAUCACUCUUGGAUGGUGGGAGCAUUAAAGGGUCACACAGCCCCCGUUCGGGAUAUCAAUUUUUCCAGCAAUGGAAAAUUUCUUGCAAGCUGUGCUGAAGAUUGCGGACUUGCACCCGAAGAGAAGCUGGACCUGGUGAAGAGCAGCAAUAGCAAGGCUUCCGAAUCCUCUUCUUCCUCCUCCUCCUCAUCAUCAUCAUCAUUAUCAUCGUCAUCGUCGUCGUCAUCAGCAAAGGAGCGUGAAGAUCGAGCUCCCUUGAGUCGUCGUCAACGGAAAAAUUUGACACGAGCAUCACGGGAACAACGUCGAGAACAUCAGGAACGUGAUGGUGAUCAUAAUGUGAGUCCAAGUGAUUCGCCAAUAUUGCCGCGCAAUCGUCAUCAUUGGCUACAACGGCAGGACCGUCAUUAUCAAGACGCCCCCAAGAAACCCAACCCUAAAGUCAUUAAGAAAAAGGACUCCCACCACCACCACCACCACCAGAAGGAUAAUAAGAAAACGAAAACCAAAGAUACCACCGAAAACAUUAGUAGUAAACCUGCAUCAGUCCUCACUGAAAAUCCAUCGAAGCAAGUCAAAAUCUAUACAAGUAUGGUGCGUGAACGUUUGAGACAUUUGCCAAAUUUUGACAUUGAGUAUUUGCUUCAGCAUUAUGUACUCAAUGAAGGACAAAUGCUACACGGCAGCUAUCCAGUAAUGCAGAAUAGUGAUUGUAAUUCUGUGAUAAUAUGCUCGUUUGCGCGGCAUCAUCAUUGUACAACAUUAAAUGGUUUAAAUGCAAAUGCAAGGGAAUUUGUUCCAAAGAAAAAAUUUCAAAAUUCCUGGAAAGUAACGGAGGAAAAUGAAAUUGAUAGUGGCAAUGGCAGUGGAAGUUCCCUCGAGAAUUCUGAUCUCGAACAAGAAAGUUCAUCGGACAGUGAUAAAAGUUCGGAUAUCAGUGAAUCAUCAUCGUUGUCAUCAUUAUCGUCAAUUGAUUCAAGUGCAAAUAAUAUUGUUCCGUGCAUUUUACCAGGUCCAGUGACAUUUACUGUUUCGCAAUUAUCAUCAAAUCAUAUAUUAAGACAGUGUACGCGUUGCUCGCAGCCGUUUCGCGUUGAUUCGCAAACCGGUGAAUAUGUCGAGUUCAAUAAGUGCGUGUAUCAUUGGGGUAAACGUCGAUUUGGCCUUUGGGAGUGUUGUUCACAUCGUGGCGGUAUAUUUGAUGAUUCACAGGGUUGUGUUUUUGCUGAUACACAUGUUUGGUCGGGAAUUAUUUCUGAGGCAACGAAUGGACCAUUUGAAGGUUUUGUUACAACUCAACCAGCACCAUUUGGACCUGAGAAUGGUUAUGGGGUUUAUGCCAUUGAUUGUGAGAUGUGUUACACAAAAAAUGGAUUGGAAUUAACAAAAGUUUCGGUUGUUUCGUUAAACGGUAGUUUACUUUAUGAUCAAUAUGUCAAACCGUCUGAUGAUAUUAUUGAUUAUAAUACAAGAUUUAGUGGUAUUACGGCAAAACAUCUUCAAAAUGUUAGCAAGACAUUGAAGGAUGUACAACGUGAUCUUUUGCAUUUUAUUUAUGCCGAAUCAACACUCAUUGGACAUGGUUUGGAGAAUGAUUUGCGUGUAUUGCGAAUUGUUCAUAAGAAAGCUGUUGAUACGAGUAUCGCAUUUCUUCAUGAUGCGAGUUUUCUUUCGCGUAAGAGUCUCAAGUUUUUAGCGCAUCACUUCUUGAAUAAAUCGAUACAGGCCAGCACUCAUGACUCGGCUGAAGAUGCAAGGAUAGCAAUGGAUCUUAUGUUACGUAGAGUGCAGUACGACUACUAUGGUGUCUAAAUCAUUCUCUGGGGUCGUUUUCAAUGUAAAGGAAGCUGCAAAGAAGAAGUGAGUGGCCACAACGCAAUUAAUUCCUGCCGUAUAUUUCAAGAGUGGACAAAUUAGCUGCGCUUCAGAAUGAAACUUGGGAAAUGACUGAAAAUAUAUAUAUAAAAAAUAUAUAUAUAUAUAUUCUUGGGAAUGUAUCGAAAUCAACGCCAAGUCUCCACUUCCGCCGAUUAAAAUAAAAACUAUUCAGUUCCAAGUGAAAUCUGUGAUAAGUUUACAUAUGCACUUAUACACUCGCACUAGUAUAUGGUGUCUUAUGUAUUACUCACCUGCAAAAAGGAGUCGAUGUCACAUAUUUUAUUCUUUCUUUUUUUUUUUUUUCUUUUUGGUGCACUUGACUUGUUUCAUUGAACAUGAACAUAUAGAACAUUUUGUAGUUCAUAUUCAUUCACUUCGUUUGCUUUGGCGCUUCAUCGAUCAUUCUGUAUUUUUUUCUCAUUUGUAUAUA
This is a messenger RNA of Leptopilina boulardi, 3586 nucleotides long. Its product is annotated as transducin beta-like protein 2. The coding region runs from base 988 to 3090 and encodes 700 amino acids. The record is from RefSeq and is a predicted model, not a curated record. The transcript is spliced from 4 exons. Gene Ontology annotation, cellular component: nucleus; endoplasmic reticulum. NCBI's taxonomy places the organism in Eukaryota, Metazoa, Arthropoda, Insecta, Hymenoptera, Figitidae. Gene Ontology annotation, biological process: endoplasmic reticulum unfolded protein response. Gene Ontology annotation, molecular function: protein binding; exonuclease activity; nucleic acid binding.